This is a messenger RNA of Mucor velutinosus, 1251 nucleotides long. RefSeq lists its product as uncharacterized. Bases 1 to 1251 code for a protein of 416 amino acids. The transcript has a single exon. NCBI's taxonomy places the organism in Eukaryota, Fungi, Mucoromycota, Mucoromycetes, Mucorales, Mucoraceae. The record is from RefSeq and is a predicted model, not a curated record.
AUGGGCGACAACCGAAUUCGUAUCAAUCUCAAUGGACACUUGUCGUCCGAAGUGGCGAAACUGAGAGGUUUGAAGCAGGGUGAUCCACUGUCUCCAAUCCUAUACAACCUAGCUUUUGAACCCUUCUUGCUGGCCAUUAUUAACGAUCGUCAAUUCCAAGGGUACCUUAUGGGAACUGAACGAACCAAGCUUCUUUGUUAUGCUGAUGAUGCUUUGGUAUUUGUCCAUGAUUCUGCUGAUCUCGCUCGGUUGCAAAUACAUAUGUCCAGGUAUUGCGGCGCUUCCAAUGCCAAAUUCAACUACGAUAAGGUGGAGGCUUUUUCGGUAUCUGGUAGAGAUACAUGGGAUAUUUGGGAGACCUCGUUGGCUCAAAUCCACAUCAAUCAUCUACAUUCCGUCGAAGAUGAUGUACCUUUAAUCUAUUUGGGGUUUCCUUUGGUUCAAAGUCGUCUCCAACGUGUCAACUUCAUGGGCUCGCUGGUAACAAAGAUCAAAAUUGCCACUCAAAUACAUUCUACUCGGUCACUGUCGGUUGUCGGUCGAGCUACUGUCUUGAACUCUCUUUUGCUCUCCAAACUUUGGUACAUCCUACGGGUUACUCCGUUGACUCUGGCAGACUUCAAACAGCUGAGAUCUCUUGCCAUACAAUUUUUGAGAAAGAACAUAUUCCCCGUCAUCCCAUGGUCUGUCUGGACUCUCCCAAAGGAACAAGGUAGUCUCGGGGUGAUCGACAUCCAGCUACAAGCUUCGGCGUUGUACUUUCGAUGGUUGCAACCUUUGUUGGUGUAUGAUCAAUCCACCAUUGAUGCCCAUCCUGUGUCAUCUCUUCUCAGCCAUCACACUCGAAAUGUUAACAACUGCCAAUUUCACCAAAUCCCUUUGCUUUUUCCCUCGUCUCGUUCUCAAGGGUUACUGAAACAACGAACUGGCACUGUGGAUAUGAUAUAUCGUGCUGUUGAUUAUCUCCCUCGUUCUUUUGGCUCUGCCCGCAUUAAUACAGCUAUUGCUAUGGCGUUGCCACUGCAGGCUGUAGUGUUUGUCCCCUCCCUCCUCCAGCUUCGUGCUUCCUCUUCGUGUCAAAGAAAUGAUGGUGGCCGACGUUUUUCAGUACGAUUCCCGGCUCAAUUUCGUCCAUUGGAAGGAUACUCGCGACCCCUCUCUGCUCACCUGGAAAAGAACUCCCUCCACAGUGUUCAAAGGCCUAGCGACAGGGAAAUUACAGUUUCAACCUUACUUCGAGCCAGUCUGUAG